ACUACAAACUGCAUGGUACCGUGCGCACGCGAUCGAUCGUGUGUUGAUAUAUGAAGUUCGGACACUAACUAAGCCCACUUGAAAUACAUAAAAUAUACCAAAAAUCCGCGGUUUUUUUUGUCAAGCAUACAUUAUUUUAUCAACUAGAGGACAUGGCAUCAAUUGAAAAGGAAAAAGGCAUGUCGAUAUUUUUGGAUGUGUUUCGGCGGGCAGAUAAAGAUGAUGACAACUGUUUGUCUUUGGAGGAUUUCCGAUCUUUCUUUGCUGACGGCGUGCUGAGUGCCAAGGAACUAGAUGCGCUGUUUCAUGAGAUUGACACCCAUAACACUAUAAACAUUGACACCGGGGAACUUUGCACAUACUUCUCCAAGCAUCUUGGGCCCUACAGGGAGAUAUUUGCUGCUCUGGAGGACAUCAAUGUCUCUGUCUCUACAGCGCUACAAACAACAGCCACUAAAUAUCCAGAUAAGACCUUCCAGGAUCAGUUUUGUGUGCGCUUCCUACUGAAGGAGGUUCAGACCCAGCUGGGUGCCUUGCUAGGGACCAUCAGUGCAGCCUCAGACCACCUGGAAGAGGAGGCCGUUAAGAACAG
Molecule: messenger RNA, 592 nt
Organism: Patiria miniata (bat star)
Lineage: Eukaryota; Metazoa; Echinodermata; Asteroidea; Valvatida; Asterinidae
Product: N-terminal EF-hand calcium-binding protein 1-like
Biological process (GO): regulation of amyloid precursor protein biosynthetic process
Cellular component (GO): cytoplasm
Molecular function (GO): calcium ion binding
Source: RefSeq, a predicted model, not a curated record